AUGAGUCGCCCAAACACUCCCCGCUCGUACCCCGCGGGUAUCGACACAUCCGUCCCGCGCGACUCGUUCUCAUCCACAGAAAGCCCUAGCCCUCUUCAAUCAACCCCGCGUCGAACUGGCUCGAGCAAAUCGCGAGCCAGCUCUGACAGCCGCCGGCGUUACGACAACACUGUCUACCACUACGGUCGACACUCAAACUACUGGCUCUUCGGGGGGUUCAGCGUCCGAGACACUCACUCCGUAAUUUUUGUAGAGCUGGACCAAGCAGAACAAGAACUAUUUAUCCCUGGGGCCGCUGGAGCCUUCUCUGCCCAGGCUGUAGUCGCUGAGAGAGCUACAAAUGAAGGGUGCCAGCUUCUGAUGGUAGCUCGAAGCUUGGCUAGGUACACAUUUGUACACGUUUCCUCAGUUGCAGAAUAUUGGAGUUGGGAAAGCCAGCAGAGUGUAUUGGAGAACAAAUUGAACUAA
Aspergillus nidulans FGSC A4 is the source of this 468-nucleotide messenger RNA. RefSeq lists its product as uncharacterized. Lineage: Eukaryota; Fungi; Ascomycota; Eurotiomycetes; Eurotiales; Aspergillaceae. The transcript has 6 exons. Bases 1 to 468 code for a protein of 155 amino acids. The record is from RefSeq and is a predicted model, not a curated record.